AUAACACUCUCCGUAAACAAGGUUACCCCAGAACAUCACCCAUUCUAUUUACAAAUUAAACCACCAAAUUCCAUACCAUACUUCAUUCUGUUGUUUCCCCUCUAGCACAUCCCAUUUCUCUUCAUCCCACUACGUUUUUGAAUCCUAGUAUCGUAAUUAUGGACGCCAUGGACCUUGAUAUUGAAAUGGAUGUUGACGUAGACCUCGUCCCUGACGAGCCGAUAAUUACCGAGCCUGAGUCCCAUAGUCAUUCCGGCAAUUUGUCUCCUGGCGAGAUAGUUGACGCAAAUUCACUGGAGCGUACUAUUGUUCCUAAUAAACUCCACAUCCGCGGCUUGGAGACCCUAAAUACUGAAGAAGUCAAAUCCUACGUACUCGAGCACUUCCCGGACUCACCAGUGGAGCGUAUAGAAUGGAUAGAUGAUUCUUCUGCCAACAUUAUAUUUAGCUCGGAAUAUAAUACUACUCGCGCCUUAAGUUCUCUAGCAAUAGAAGGUACCCACGACAGCGCUCGAUAUGUUCCGCAGCCCCAUUUAGUGGAACCAGUCCCUGCGAAGCCUUUUGCGUCAAGGCCCGACGUGGUAUUACGUAUACGACCAGCUCUUUCGACCGAUAAAAAACAGGCGGGUGCUGCCUCGAGAAGUCGAUUUUACCUUCUUAAUCCUGAAUACGACCCAGAGGAACGGCGGCGACGGAAUGAAGCUCGAAGAUACCGCGAUCGAGAUAGCGAUGGAUAUAAUCGCAGGCGAGUAAGGGAGGCGCGACACCAAGAUUCUCUCGACCGUUUUGACGUUAGCCUCUAUGACGAUGAUGAAGUUACAUUAUCUAACCGCGCCGUGCAAUCACGACCUCGGCGAAGGCGAUCAUUUACGCCAGAUACGAACGACGAUCGGCGCGAGUUGGUUCCGCAUCGUAAUGAAAAUCGCGGUAAGGAGCUAUUUCCCAGCAGCCCAAGCACCCGGGACGACGUUCGACAAGCGCGAUCAGCUUCUCCUAGUGACUGGGAUGGUAUCCGAGCUACGAAUGGUAUCUUGGAUGGUAGUGACGGCUCGGCGGAACGAAAUCGAAACACUGCACGUGCUAUGAAGAGUCGUCUGUAUCGCGCGAAGACUAGGGAGCUUUUCCCUGACACACUGGCGACAGGGAUUGGGCGUUUAGGUGACGAUGUUGAUGAUACGACGACUCUACUGGCAAAGGGAAUAAUGUUGCCUUUGAUGGAUGAGACCAGUGAUACACCGGCGGUGACGGGGCGGCUCGAAGACAGAAUUACGGUCCCAGGGCACGACAGAUUCCCGGGCCAGGCAUCGGGUACCGAGGACCGACAAGAAUUCAACAUUCGCGGUACAGCGACCCAAAGGAGUACUAACCAAGGCUUUUCGAUCAAGGGUAGUGCUGGCAGGUCUGCUAGAGAAUUGUUCCCCGAGAAACUUGGUCAGAAUGCCGGAAAAGAGCUGUUCACGGAUGGGCUCGAGAGAAGAACAAGGCAAAGGCAGAGAGCAGGGGAUCUAUUUGACUAAAGGGGGAGACGGGAUGGCCUUAGGGCCGUUGCACAGGCGCCAUUUUCUCGGUGAAUUAAAUACGGCAUCAUCGCGAUACUAUCCUAGAAGGAUAUAACACCAUGUGCUGUUGAACACUGUAAACAUAAUUUGUACCAUCAUAGACAGGGGUUGGGGGAUAAAAAUCCACGAUGC
Hypoxylon trugodes is the source of this 1691-nucleotide messenger RNA. RefSeq lists its product as uncharacterized. Gene Ontology annotation, cellular component: nucleus; cytosol. The record is from RefSeq and is a predicted model, not a curated record. The transcript is spliced from 2 exons. Gene Ontology annotation, molecular function: RNA 7-methylguanosine cap binding; mRNA binding. Bases 159 to 1517 code for a protein of 452 amino acids. Lineage: Eukaryota; Fungi; Ascomycota; Sordariomycetes; Xylariales; Hypoxylaceae.